GAUUCAAAGAAAACAAAACCAGAAAAAGAUAAAGAAAUCCCUUGGUUUUACACCCAGAAAAUCCUUGCCAACUCGACUUGACUCAACCUUGCUUCAAUGCCAAAAGAAGCCAUCCAUGAAAUGCCAAAUUAAGCCAUCAAAAAAAGGGCACCUGGAGAAGCUACAUUUGCGCAUAGUUGCAUGUUUUUACGAUGCAGUUUUUCUACACUUCAAUUAUUAAUUGGAUAAACGUUGAAAUUUUAAAUUUUUUGUUUGAGGUAGUUGAGCCCUUUUGGAAUAUGCUUAGGUAUACUUGCACUCACAUCUUGAAAGAAAAGAUCUCGACCACAUUGGUUUAUGAUCUUCCUUUACCAAACGCAAAUUGUAUUUUAAAAGCUUAUGGAAAAAUAUUUCUUGAAAUAAAAGAAAUCCUUAUUAUAGAUUUGUCAUCUUCCUCUCCUAUAUCACAAAUAUUCAAAUAGAAGUUUUGCACUAUGAACGUUUAAUACAGAGUUUUGUAGGGAGCCUCUUGAAUCCAUUAUCCUCUUUGGUUCAAAUAUUUUUUUGCUGGCAAUAAGGAAAAAGAAGCUAAAAUUCUGUAUUAGCAGACCAUUUGAUAUUAUAGGAUUCAUACAAUCGAUAUCAUUAUCUUUCCCAUGUGGGUGCUAUUUGAAUCGGUCCGUAAAUGUUUAGCGAUUGAUUGAAUAUUUCGCAGGAUUGAUUGAACACUGUCCAACUCGGGGAGAUGGGAUUUUUCAGUGCUAUUUUGAGUCUUAUUGGUUUUGGAUUUGGCAUUCCAAUUGGGCUGCUCAUUGGAUACUUCAUUUUUAUAUAUUUUCAGCCAAAUGAUGUGAAGAAACCAAUAAUGAGGUCAAUUGGUGAACUAGAUUCAAAGGCUUUGCGAGGUCUUCUACAAGAAAUUCCAUUGUGGGUCAAAAAUCCUGAUUAUGAGAGAGUUGAUUGGCUUAACAGCUUUGUUUCUGAGAUGUGGCCCUAUCUUGAUAAGGCAGUUUGUAACAUAAUAAGAGAUACAACAAAGCCCAUCAUUGACCAAUACAUUGGAAAAUACAAGAUAGAAUCUAUUGAAUUUAAAGCUCUUACAUUGGGGAGUCUGCCACCUACACUGCAAGGAAUUAAAGUAUUUGACACUCGAGAGGAUGAAUUGAUAAUUGAACCUGCCCUGAGAUGGGCUGGAAAUCCAAAUGUGAUUGUGGAAGUAAAAGUAUUUGGUAUAGUGGCAACUGCACAGCUGGUGGACUUGCAGGUUUUUGCUGUUCCAAGGAUAACAAUGAAGCCUCUUGUGCCAACAUUCCCAUGCUUUGGUAAGAUAUCAGUAACCCUUAUGGAGAAGCCACAUGUUGACUUUGGACUAAAAUUAGUUGGGGGAGAUGUUAUGGCUAUUCCUGGUCUAUACCGAUUUGUCCAGGAGUAUAUUAAAGAAGAAGUUGCAGACUUAUACAUGUGGCCGAAGUCACUUGAUAUACCUAUUUUAGAUGACCCCAGGGCAAUGAAGAAGCCUGUUGGUAUGCUGAAUGUGAAGGUGAUUGGGGCAUCUAACUUGAAGAAGAUGGACAUUCUAGGAAAAUCUGAUCCUUACGUGAAAUUGAAACUGACAGGAGACAAGCUACAAUCAAAAAAAACAUCUGUUAAAAUGAACAACUUGAACCCUGAAUGGAAUGAAGCAUUCAACUUUGUUGUUAAAGACCCUGGGUCUCAAGUUCUUGAAUUGUAUGCCUAUGACUGGGACAAGGUUGGUGCACAUGACAAGAUAGGCAUGCAAAUUGUUCCUUUGAAAUAUCUUACAGCUUAUGAAUCCAAGAGAUUUAAACUUGAUCUGCUUAGAUCCAUGGACCCAAAUGACCCUCACAAUAAAAAGCCACGAGGGCAAAUCACUGCAGAAUUGACUUACAAUCCAUUCAAGGAGGAUGAAAAUUCAUUUAAUGUGGAUGACAGUGGAAUUGCAGUUGACAAACCUCCUGAGGGCGUACCAGAAGGUGGAGGUUUGCUAGUUGUCACUGCCCAUUCAGCUGAGGAUCUUGAAGGCAAGCAUCAUACCAAUCCUUAUGCACAACUUAUUUUUAUGGGCGAGAAGAGGAAAACACAGCCAUUGAAGAAAAAUAGGGAUCCAAGAUGGGAGCAAGAUUUUGAGUUUAUGCUGGAAGGGCCACCUGUCAAUGAAAAGCUCCACGUGGAUGUUAUUAGCAGAGCCAUGGGCCUUAGCUUGCAUUUUAAGGAACAUUUGGGGUACGUGGAUAUUAAUCUGUCAGAUGUUGUACAUAAUAAACGGAUCAACGAGAUCUACCAUCUUGUGGAUUCAAAGAAUGGAAAAGUUCAUAUUGAGAUGCAAUGGAGAACUUGAAUAUAGUCAGGUACAUUUGGAGAGAAUCAAAUAUAGCAUUUUUUAAACCAAUUUCUUUAUUACCUUACAUCAUAAGAAGCUGCUUUUGUGACAGUCUUCAACUAGCAAUAAUUCAACCUUUUUUUGUAGCAUAAUAGAAAUAUGCAUCAUUCCGUGAGUAUGGUAUAUGAGGCUUAGAAAUUGUUGGGAUAUAUUAUCAUAGGACAGUAAUGGCAUUGACGCAGAAAGCCUCCAUGGCAUGUUCAAAACUGUUCAAAGCCCUCUGUAAGAUGUCUCACACAUGCAAUGGUGUUGUGCUGCUAUUCAAAUAUUACUAUUCUAUGAUAAAAAUUGAGC
This is a messenger RNA of Cryptomeria japonica (Japanese cedar), 2674 nucleotides long. Its product is annotated as synaptotagmin-2. The coding region runs from base 725 to 2338 and encodes 537 amino acids. Gene Ontology annotation, molecular function: lipid binding. Gene Ontology annotation, cellular component: endoplasmic reticulum. The record is from RefSeq and is a predicted model, not a curated record. The transcript has 12 exons. Lineage: Eukaryota; Viridiplantae; Streptophyta; Pinopsida; Cupressales; Cupressaceae.